Molecule: messenger RNA, 210 nt
Organism: Knipowitschia caucasica
Lineage: Eukaryota; Metazoa; Chordata; Actinopteri; Gobiiformes; Gobiidae
Source: the annotation of a GenBank genome assembly
AUGACUUUAAACUGCAUCCGGUGGUGGUGGUUUCUACGUGGGGAUGUGGAGAUUCUGGAGGAAAGCGACUCCUCUUUGAUCCGCUGUCCCGGUCGGACCUCUCGUCAGUCUGUUGUGACCGUUUUCCCCCGACCUGCCUGCCGCUUUAUGGACGGCGGCCUCAUGAAUAUUCAUAGAUGUGGAUGGGGGGGGUGUGGGGGGUUCAUGUAG